AUGGACCAUUCCAUGAGCCCAGGCUCAACGGGCAACAUGAACUCAACGAGCGCCGGCUCCAUGAUGGUCUUCACCAACGCCCACGACACGCCGCUGUUCUCUUCAGCCUGGACUCCAUCAUCAUCAGGGAGCUACGCCGGCACUUGUAUCUUUCUCAUUGUCCUGGCUAUGGUGGACCGCGGCCUCAUCGCCCUCAAGGCCGUCCUGGAGCGCCACUGGCUGGCCGCUCACCUCAAUCGUCGCUACGUCGCGAUAACCGGCAAAACCAGCGAGGCCGGGCGCAUUGACACAGACCCGGAUGCAAAGAUCGCCUCGCUGGUCACGGCGCAGGGUGUCGAGGAGUCGGUCAAGGUGGUGCGCAGUCUUUCCCAUGGACCGAUUCCUUGGCGGAUGUUGGCGGUCAUGACGAUGAACGUCGGCUAUUUCUGCUCGGUGCUGGCGGGCGCGUUUCUUGGGGAAUUGGGCGUGGGCCGGUACAUCUGGAAUGAGCAUGGCCAUUGA
This is a messenger RNA of Penicillium alfredii, 501 nucleotides long. RefSeq names its product copper transporter family protein. The record is from RefSeq and is a predicted model, not a curated record. Gene Ontology annotation, cellular component: plasma membrane. Gene Ontology annotation, molecular function: copper ion transmembrane transporter activity. The coding region runs from base 1 to 501 and encodes 166 amino acids. The transcript has 2 exons. Gene Ontology annotation, biological process: copper ion transmembrane transport; intracellular copper ion homeostasis. NCBI's taxonomy places the organism in Eukaryota, Fungi, Ascomycota, Eurotiomycetes, Eurotiales, Aspergillaceae.